CAGAACACAAGCGUCUGACAGGAAGUCUGCUGCUGAAGAGUACUGCAUCCCUGCAGCGCUCUCCCCACAUUAAACUCCAAGCUAAUGAAAACAAUCUGGUGAGGAGAAAGAGAGAGGGAGAGAGAGAGAGAGAGAGGAGACCCCACAAGCCUAAUUCCUAACCGAUGGCUUGAGGGAAUUAAUCGCAAGAUAAUUGGCAAGAGAAAGCUCUUACAAGAGCAUAGAACGGCAAAGACUGACAAGAAGUUUAAAAACUCCUUCCAACUUUGUCUUUUAUUUCCAAGGUUUCUUCUACACGUAAGCCACUCACUGAGAAGACGUUUAUUUUAUUUCAAACAAAAGGUCAACAGGAUUUUUGAGCUAACUGUGGAAGAUAACAAUGGCCGUUCCGUUGGCGAUAUGGCUGCUUGUCCUCACAAGUGUAUGUCCAAGUACAACGAACCCCGUCACCAACACAUCUGAAUUGCCGACAUCAGCAAACUCAGCAGAAUCAUCCGGCUCACGUGAAAUUGACUCCAGUACUAAUGAUGUGACCUUUACAACUACCGAGAUGUCAACAUUUAGCAGCAGCACUAACCGUAUUUACACAAGUGAAUCUACUGUUACCACUUCAGGACCUGUCCCCAUUGGUGCUGCUAUCAUGAAGUUCAUUAACGACCACAUGAGCUUAAUCAUCAUUGCUGGGGUUCUUCUGAUCUUACUGAUUAUCAUAGUGUGCACUGUGGUGCUGGUGAAGCAAAGCUACAAGGCUUCAGCCUACUACCCAUCUUCAUACCCCAAGAAAAAGUAUGUGGAUGAGCAAGACAAAGGAGGUUCUACCAAGACAUUUAAUGAACUUCCCGAGAAGGUCAAUGAUGAGACCAAGGAAGAUGGGGGCAGCUCUUCUAAGCAACUGGAAGCGGACUUACUCACGGCGACCCACAAUCUCAAAAAGAAGACGCCAUCCAAAGGAGAGGCUGAUGCAGCUGAAAAGGGAGAGUCCUCCCAGACCACAGACAAGGAGGGAGGGAGCAGCACAUCACCCGGAGCAGGAGCAAAAGAAGGAAAAGGCCAAACAUCAGACACAACUGAAAACAAGGAUGACAAAGCACAUGAAACAGACUGCAAAGAGGCUGGAAGUGAAAAACUGCCCAAGGAGAAAGAGCAAAAGGAAGCAGGAGAAGGAGCUGGAAGAGGAAACAAUGAAAGUGAUGAUGAGAAGGGAAAGGCUCAGGGGGCAAAGAAGAAAUUAGAGAGUGGAGAGGACUCAAGCACCAGCUCCAAUCAGAUAGCAGAUGCAACCAAGACAAAAGGCAUGGAUAAUGUAGUCAGUCCAGAGGGCCAGGAGCCAAAGGAGGUUAAGUUAGCACAACAGGGGUUUAAUGAAGAAUCCACUGUUGCUGAACCCAGUGCAGACAACGUCAGCAACCUAGAGAAAACCCCAUUGAUUCCAAAUCCCAAUGGCGUGCCCAAUGACAGCAGAGCUUGUUAAACAAUCAAAGGAUGAACCAACAUCAGAUCAAUAUGGGAUGUAAACAGAGGACUACUUGAAUGUUGACUAUCUGGAGUGUUUGCUCAGCUUACAACAAAACCGCAUAUUUUCAAUCAGAUGCUUUUGAAAACAUAUUUUACAUAAAAAUUUCAGCAUAAAAGAUAUGCAGGAGGAUGAUAACCAGAAUAAAAACUGCAACUAUUUUGAAUACUUAAAGAAAAGUUAAAAAAAUUAAGUUUUAUAAUUUCUUUUAAUACAGCGUUGGAACAUUACCCUAGGCCCAUGAGAUUGAUUUUGAUUCCCAUGACAAUGGGGGGAAUAAUCCUAUAAAUGGGAUAACCACAAGGAAAUUCCACUAUCCAGGAAUGCUUGAAUUUGCUCUUUGGACAGUUUAACCACUGUGAAGGAUUGCAGAUAUAAGUCAUUCGACAAAUUUUCGAAUUUAAAGCAUCAUUACCCAACCAGGUAACCCCAAAUCAGAACUCCAACCAAUUGACUCGCUAGCUUAGACUUCAAAAUUUUCAUUCAUGUUGCCAAUCCGUUCCCCUCUCAUGCAACUAAAUUUCAGCCAUCAGAGUGGAUAUUUAAACUCGUAUUACAAGAAACAGAUUUUGAGUCUGUGUGUUCGGACCUACCCGUAGCAGAAGCCUACACGCCUCAGACGCAUGGGCAAUUAAUUGAUGGCUACUAGCAAGCAUUCCUGCACACUGGAAUGUAGUCAUUUAAGUUUUUCACCAUUCUCUGUAAAGUGCUAACAUGUAAAUUUAAAGGAAUUUGUGUACCCACAAAUGCAACCUAAUUAAAGGAUCUUCCAAAGGAGACAUACACCAUUAAUGCAGCCAAAAUAAAACUUUAAGGAAAAAGAAUUGCUGGAAAUUUUAACCCUUGCAUAUCCCAGCAAGUGGAUCAAAUUGGCAACAGCCAAAAAUAAUAAUCUGAAAUAAGGGUAGAAAUUUCAAAACUUAUCAAUGUAUCUCUUAUCCCAAAAUCAUCGUUCACUUAAGGUUUGAACAAAAGAAUUUCAACAUAAACUUUUUUUUUAAAAGAAUUAUUGUCACAGGUUGUUCAGGCAGGAUCUGAACAAAAUUAAACACAGAGCAGUUUUAAUGGGGGUAAAGCUCCUUGAAAGAAACUUAAAGUUUAUCAUACUAAACUGCAAUAUCCAGUCAGGUAACUUGGGCACAAUUAUCCUUCUAUUUUAGUGCUGAGCUCUCCUUUGCUUUUAGAAUUAGUAAAACUAGGCACAUUUUGUGAGAAAUGCUUUAGAAUCUUCUAAAAUCCAAAAGGUUAGGCUCAUUACAUAUGUUACUGAUAUACAGAGCUCCAGGAAGAAGGCAGAGUGCUUCCAGCUACAGAGUGAAUUCAGUGCCAGCAUGAUUCAGAGGGGUGAAGAAGCCAGAUUUAACCCCAAAACCACCAUCUGGAGUGAUCCAGAGGUGAAGAGGCCGAAUUUAACCCCAAAACCACCAUUUGGCUUGCUGGCCAUGUGGGGUCUGAGUUUAGUCAGCAGGGCGCAGUUAUGGCAAAUUGGCCACUAUGACAAGUCAAUUUAGGAAAUCCAUUUUUGCUUUAGAUUUUCACAGGUAGCUUCCUGAGGCUAGCGCAUUAUUCUCACUGUCUGGUCGAUACUCAGAUGUCAAGACUGCAGACGGCCUGCUCCAAAAGAACAAACAGCCCCCUUCCAUAGACAGAGCUCCAUGGGGGAGGGCUCCCUCCUUUGCUUUCUCCUUCUCCAGCCUGUAGAUGCUGCAAACCCUGCUUUGUGUGUUGCAAUGCAGCAUGGAUUGGGGAACAGAGUGAAAAGGGUUGCGGGAGGGUGCGGGUGAAGUGGGGAGGGGUAGUGUGAAUUCAAACCUGCAAGAUCACGACUGGAAACCCUUCAUAAAAACAGAAAAUGUGGGAAGUGCACAACAUCAGGUUAAUCUUGAGAUGUGGAUCAUUCAAACAUUGGGUUAAUAUGCCCUAGAUGUUAACCCUUUCAGAGUGUUUUCAGCGUGAUUGCAGAUCCUGCCUCGUCGCUUCUUGAGAUAGUUCGAUUGAUCAGAAUAUUUUAUGCUUGUUUCAUUAAUCUACAACAUAAAACUAUGAUUAAUUAGCACAGAUUUUCUUCCUGUUUUUAAACGAUUUAUCAUUUAUCUGUCUGCCACACUCCCUCCCCCCACCCCUGCUUCUACUUUUGGUCCCCAUCUCCCAGUGCACCCAUUCUCUAAAAGAGGCCUGUUACUUGUGUCACCAGCUGCAGGGGAACAAGGGGAGUUCACAAGAACACCUGCUGGAACUGACCUUCAGAAUCUUCCCACCCUAGGGAAGUUCCUUCGUUCAGUGCCUCUUCUUACACCCCGCUAAUAAGGUGGUGAGCUCACUGUGUGAAGCGCAUAGCAGUGCAUUCCCACCCCACAUUCUGUGGCACUGCACGCCAUGCCGGACAGCCAUGUUUAGAUCAUCAUGUGUUACCAUCUUGUAAUGAGAAUCUCACAAAGCUGAACAAUAUUAAACAUUCUGUUUAAUGCUUUUCUGUUGAGUUCAGAGAUGUAGUGCAACUUACUGCUGGCAAAAUACAAUAAUAAACAAUUUUUAAUAAAA
Messenger RNA from Carcharodon carcharias (great white shark), 4054 nucleotides. RefSeq names its product transmembrane protein 119b (gene tmem119b). Lineage: Eukaryota; Metazoa; Chordata; Chondrichthyes; Lamniformes; Lamnidae. The coding region runs from base 380 to 1471 and encodes 363 amino acids. Gene Ontology annotation, biological process: positive regulation of osteoblast proliferation; ossification; positive regulation of bone mineralization. Gene Ontology annotation, cellular component: plasma membrane. The record is from RefSeq and is a predicted model, not a curated record. The transcript is spliced from 2 exons.